AUGUCACGUGUCGCUGCUGCUAGUUGCCAAGCUAGAAGGUUCUUCAUCACCAUCAAUAAUCCAAGCGAUGACGAAAUUACUACUCUUGAAACUCUUGAUUAUAAAUAUAUUGUUAUAGCUCAAGAAAAUGCUCCUACUACUGGAACUCCUCAUAUUCAUUGUCUUGUUCUAUUUAAUUCUGCUAAAAGAAUCUCUACUCUGAAAAGACUACUCCCAAGGGCUAAUAUUCAAGUUGUAAGAGGAACUUUCCACCAAGCUAGAGAAUAUGUAAUAAAAGAUGGUCAAAUUAUAUAUGAAGAUGGUGCUGCUCCUCGUUUGGGUAUUGGAGAUACAUUUAAACAAAUGGUUCAAGAAGCAAAGGCUGGUACUAUUGAUACAGAAAGCUUAAUGUAUUGUCGAUAUGAGAAAUUCUUCCAACGAUUUAUUCCAAAAACUGACUACUGUUUUGAUGGAGAAUUAAAUACUAAAAACGCUUGGAUUUAUGGUCCACCAGGUACAGGAAAGUCUCGCUUAGUAAGAGAUUAUGCUAGAAGUAGAGGUUAUAGAGUUUACGAAAAGCUUUCUAAUAAAUGGUGGGAUAAUUAUGAUGGAGAAGAGAUUGUUCUCAUUGAAGACUUGGACCCUCAAGUCUGUAAGCUUCUUGUUCAUCAUAUAAAGCUUUGGGCUGAUAGAUACCCCUUUAGAGCUAAGAUAAAAGGGGGGUCUGUUAGAUUAGAGCCAAGGUUCCAAUUUAUAGUUACUUCUAACUAUUCUUUGGCUGAAUGCUUUGAAUGA
Messenger RNA from Entamoeba dispar SAW760, 774 nucleotides. Its product is annotated as replication-associated protein, putative. The record is from RefSeq and is a predicted model, not a curated record. The transcript has a single exon. Gene Ontology annotation, molecular function: RNA binding; RNA helicase activity; DNA endonuclease activity, producing 5'-phosphomonoesters. Gene Ontology annotation, biological process: DNA replication. NCBI's taxonomy places the organism in Eukaryota, Evosea, Mastigamoebida, Endamoebidae. Bases 1 to 774 code for a protein of 257 amino acids.